Molecule: messenger RNA, 3772 nt
Organism: Triplophysa dalaica
Lineage: Eukaryota; Metazoa; Chordata; Actinopteri; Cypriniformes; Nemacheilidae
Gene: mcm9
Product: minichromosome maintenance 9 homologous recombination repair factor
Exons: 13
Coding region: 215-3601 (1128 amino acids)
Biological process (GO): double-strand break repair via homologous recombination
Cellular component (GO): MCM complex; nucleus
Molecular function (GO): ATP binding; single-stranded DNA binding; single-stranded DNA helicase activity
Source: RefSeq, a predicted model, not a curated record
UACACCCAUGUGUCAAUGUUGUUUUCUUUCUUUAUUAAUAUCGACCUGCGCUACAAUGUCGCGAAGAAGAAAACGCAUUUUAUUUAGUGUUUAUACUGUGUAACUUAGUAGUUUAGCACAACGGGGCUGGAUUGAACGUUGGUUGAACACAUUAGAUAGGUAAUGCCAAAGAGAUUCAUUUGCUUAAAUCCGAACUCAGUUUGUUCUCAAUACGAUGCUUAGUCCGGAUCAGGUGUCCUUCAUAGGACUGGUGUUUGAGACCUAUGUGAUGGAGCACCACAAGCAAGACAUCCUUCACAUCUUACAGGAGACCAGCGAGGACCGCCACAAUCCUGUUGUAGUGAACGCCAUGACGUUAUUUGAAGAUAACAUGGAGGUUGGAGAGUGUUUCAAUGCGUUUCCCAGCCAGGUGCUGCCUAUAUUUGACAGCGCCCUGCAGAGAGCAGCGCUGAACAUAUCUCAGUCCUGUUCCCCACUACAGGAGACCUUCAAACUCAAACACCACCUGCAUGUCAGAAUAUCAGGCUUACCCGUGUGUCCCGAGCUGACCAGAGAUCACAUACCCAAAGCCAGAGACGCGGGCCACUUUCUGUCCGUUACGGGAACGGUCAUACGCACCAGCGUGACAAAAGUGCUGGAGUACGAGAGAGACUACAUGUGCAAUAAGUGCAGGCAUGUGUUCUCGGUGCAGGCCGAUUUUGAGCAAUAUUACACCUUCACCAACCCCACCAACUGCCCCAAUGAGGAUGGGUGUAAUUCUUUCAAAUUCACCUGCCUGUCAGGAAGUGACGCUUCACCAGCCGCCUGCAAGGACUACCAGGAAAUCAAAAUCCAAGAGCAGGUGCAGAAACUCUCGGUAGGCAGUAUCCCACGAUCCAUGAUCAUCGUCUUGGAAGAUGAUCUUGUGGACCGCUGCAAAUCAGGUGAUGACGUCACCGUGUAUGGAGUUGUCUGUCAGCGCUGGAAGCCGUUGUUUCAGGAUUGUCGCUGCGACGUGGAGAUCGUGCUGAAAGCGAACUACAUCGAGGUCAAUAAUGAGCAGUCCACCACCGCGCUGGUGCUGGAAGAGAUUCACAAGGAAGUUGAAGAAUUUUGGGACGCUCACAAAAAUGACCCACUGGCUGGCAGGAACGAAAUCCUGAUGAGUCUUUGCCCUCAGGUGUUUGGUAUGUAUGUCGUCAAGCUGGCCGUUGCUAUGGUUUUGGCUGGUGGGGUGCAGAGAAUAGCUGCCUCUGGAACCAAGGUGAGAGGGGAGUCUCAUCUGCUGCUUGUGGGUGAUCCGGGGACUGGGAAGUCACAGUUUCUGAAGUAUGCUGCAAAGAUUACACCACGCUCUGUGCUUACUGCUGGAAUUGGAUCCACUAAUGCAGGUCUGACAGUGGCUGCUGUGAAGGAUUCUGGAGAAUGGCAUCUGGAGGCCGGAGCUCUCGUCCUCUCUGAUGGAGGUCUGUGCUGCAUCGAUGAGUUCAACAGCAUUAAAGAGCACGAUCGAACCAGCAUCCAUGAAGCCAUGGAGCAGCAAACCAUCAGCGUGGCCAAAGCCGGAAUGGUGUGCAAACUGAACACAAGGACCACUAUUCUGGCAGCAACUAACCCAAAGGGGCAGUAUGACCCUAAUGUGUCCGUCUCUGUGAACGUGGCUCUGGCCAGUCCACUCCUGAGUCGCUUUGACCUUGUGCUGGUUCUGCUGGACACAAAGAAUCCAGAAUGGGACAAUAUCAUCUCCUCCUUCAUUUUACAAAAUAAAGGAGCUCCCAGUGAGUCUUCAUGUUUAUGGAGUAUGGAGAAGAUGAGGGCAUAUUUCUGCCUGAUCAAAAGCCUUCAGCCUCGUGUAACACAGGAGGCAAACGUCAUUCUGAGCCGCUACUAUCAGCUUCAGAGACAGAACGAUGGUCGCAAUGCGGCCCGGACCACCAUCCGCAUGCUGGAGAGUCUCCUCCGCCUCGCUGAGGCUCACGCCAGAUUGAUGUUCAGAGAGACUGUGACGGUGGAGGACGCUGUGAUCGUCGUGUCUGUUAUGGAGUGUUCCAUGCAGGGGGGCGCUCUGCUCAGCAACGUGAAUGCUUUGCACACCUCGUUUCCUGAUAAUCCAUGUGAGCAGUACAGAACACAGUGUGAGAUUGUGCUGGAAAGGCUCGGCCUGACCGAUAUCCUUCACAAAGAACUCCAGAGACUGUCAAGGCUACAGAAGACAAGAUCGGACUCUCCUAAAGAUGUUGAACCACAUUCUGAACACACCAAUGACAGUGCGGCUCAUGAAAACCGCAGUAAGGGUGAGGGAACCGCUGAUUCAGACCCAGGUCUGGACUGGUUCCACUCAUUGUCCACCCCGGCUGGUACCGGCACCAUUAUUCACACCUCCCCCAUCAUCACCUCCACUCAGAACGGUGCGGCAGCACGGCACAUGUCGGAGUUGCCUAGCAACAGAAGUUCUGCGCACCUCAAGGGUUCUGCGUGGGAGAACGAUGUGGAUGUCUCUACGGAAGAGGCAGGCGAGCCCGCUACCGUAAAAGACAGGGGCUCCAAAAAGCUCAGAGGCAAAAGACUGAAAGACAUGAAAGCGUCUCUCCUGCUGAGCGAGGACAGAACAGGAGAUUCAGAAAAUGAUUUAGAGAAUGCGUUUAUUACAGACAUGGUUCCCUCCCACAGCACACCCAUGGUGGGAAAGAAACCCUCUAAAAGGAAAAGCCCUGCCAUCAGUCUACCAGAGAUGGACCAGGAGCCUGAGAGUGCGGAAAACUUUCGUUCCAAAUUCACGAGCUUCACCUUUAAGCCCAGAAAUAGAUUGACUCAUGCAGAUCAGUCUGCCGGUGACACCGGUUCAAGCAUCUUUCUAAAAGACAACAUUCAGGAACGGACAGAGCCUGUCGUACCUCAAAUGCGUGAAGAGAAGAGGGAUGAGAGAAUUCAGUCUUGCCUGCGUCAGCCAGCAGAGGGCAGCAGUAGAAAAGAGAAAAACCUGCUCGGAGAUAAAAACAAACCUGAAGAUCAUUCCUCAGAGGUUUCCAGUAAGGACAGCAGAGCGAAAAAAGGUAGAUCAGGGGAAACGGAAAAUCACAAACAGCUGCUGUUGAGAACGAACAGCUUCUCUCCAGGUGAGAACAACGAUACCUAUAGCAACAAUCGUCCACAAUCCCCGACAAAACAGGACCAUCCAAAACCUAAGGUGGCCAGCUCCACCCUAGUCAAACUUUCCAGAUUCUCUUUUACCGCUUCAGCUGAGGAAAAGCCCAGUGAUAAAACAGCACCAACUCCAACGGAGGCCCAAACCGCCAUGAGCACCAGUGCAAACAACACGACGACAAAUGCACGAGAAGAAGUGAACAAACGCACCAGUUCUUUAGCGCACAUAACUGGGUCACAGAAAAGUGUAACGGCAGAAGCAACUGAAAUCAGGACCAUCACACCACAGACAGGGAACACCAGGACAGAAACUUCUAGUAUACAUAAAGAGGCCGAACAGACCGCUGGGAACCCAAUGAAGAGGAGAUGUUUCGAUUUGGGCUCCAGGGGUCCCGCAGGACUCCUUAGUGGUCAUUCUUUGUUCAGCUCAUCUGCCUUAGAUGAUGACGAUGAUGACCUGGAUGUUGAAUGGAAUUGAGAGCAGCAAAUUCAUUUCAUGUAUAAUACGGUGUGUAAUGUAACACAAUAGUUUCUUGUCUGUUAUUCUUUUAAUCGUGAUGUCACAAUGUGUGCACCUAACGGCUAAGCCAGAUCUUGUAUGUCACUGAAGUUUUCUUUGGUCCCUUUCAGUAAAUAUCAUUUACAUUUU